UUGUCUGUUAGUCUACAUCUCACUCCUCGAACGUCUGUUCGUCCCAGAAACGAUACCCUCUACCCAACGGGUGACGAAGAGCUCGAAGUUGUGCCCUCCAGGAUCGUCCGGCUGGAGGGUCUAGUACGGUGGAUGUUGAGCACAAUUUUUCAACCAAAAACGACAGCCAAACAGAAUUUGUCUCUCUAAUGCCUGAAGUGGAGAAAGGACACUGUUUUG
This is a messenger RNA of Geodia barretti, 219 nucleotides long. NCBI's taxonomy places the organism in Eukaryota, Metazoa, Porifera, Demospongiae, Tetractinellida, Geodiidae. The record is from the annotation of a GenBank genome assembly.